AUGUUGCAGACUUUUCUUGCUCCAAUGAACCACGUCUUCCCAGCUGAGGAUGAUGUCAACAAAUAUGUAGAUGACAACUGCUCGCUUAUGUACCUAAAUGAAGCCACUCUUCUCAACAAUGUCAAAGUGAGAUACAACAAGGACCUCAUUUACACUUAUGUGGCUAAUAUCCUGAUAGCUGUUAAUCCGUACUACGAUAUACCUAAACUGUACAGCCCUGAGGCCAUCAAGUCAUACCACGGAAAGUCACUGGGCACUCUGCCACCCCACGUCUACGCUAUAGCGGAUAAAGCCUACAGGGACAUGAAGGUUUUAAAGAUUAGUCAAUCCAUCAUAGUCUCUGGUGAAUCUGGUGCUGGAAAGACUGAAAAUACCAAAUUUGUCCUCAGAUAUCUGACAACAACCUAUGGAAGUGGUCAAGAUAUCGAUGAGAGGAUUGUAGAAGCAAACCCCCUCCUCGAGGCCUUCGGAAAUGCGAAAACCGUCCGUAACAAUAACAGCAGUCGAUUUGGGAAGUUUGUAGAAAUCCACUUUAAUGAAAAAAAUGCUGUCGUAGGAGGCUUUGUCUCCCACUAUUUGUUGGAAAAGUCAAGGAUUUGCAUGCAGAGCAACGAUGAGAGGAACUACCACAUCUUCUACAGGCUGUGUGCUGGUGCAUCUGAGGACCUGAAGAAAAAAUUACACCUGGACUCUCCAGAUAACUUUAGGUACCUGAACCGAGGAUGCACCAGAUACUUUGCCAGUAAAGAGUCUGAUGAACAAAUACUGCAGAGCCGCAAGAGUUCUAAGCAUCUCAAAGAGGGCGCUCUGAAGGACCCCCUCCUGGACGACCAGGGAGACUUCAACAGGAUGUGCGUGGCCAUGAAGAAGAUCGGUCUGAAUGACACGGAGAAACUGGACCUUUUCAGAGUCGUUGCUGGAGUUCUGCAUCUGGGCAACAUUGACUUUGAAGAGACGGGGAGCUCCUCGGGUGGUUGUGUCUUAAAGAAUCAGUCAAACCAGACUCUUGAGUAUUGUGCGGAUUUGUUGGGCCUGGACCAGGACGACCUGCGCGUCAGCCUCACAACAAGAGUGAUGCUUACCACAGCAGGGGGAGCCAAAGGCACAGUUAUCAAGUAA
Nematolebias whitei (Rio pearlfish) is the source of this 1119-nucleotide messenger RNA. RefSeq names its product unconventional myosin-VI-like. The transcript has 10 exons. The coding region runs from base 1 to 1119 and encodes 372 amino acids. Gene Ontology annotation, biological process: inner ear auditory receptor cell differentiation; actin filament organization; vesicle transport along actin filament. Gene Ontology annotation, cellular component: actin cytoskeleton; myosin complex; endocytic vesicle. Lineage: Eukaryota; Metazoa; Chordata; Actinopteri; Cyprinodontiformes; Rivulidae. Gene Ontology annotation, molecular function: actin filament binding; microfilament motor activity; ATP binding. The record is from RefSeq and is a predicted model, not a curated record.